Messenger RNA from Blepharisma stoltei, 312 nucleotides. The record is from the annotation of a GenBank genome assembly. NCBI's taxonomy places the organism in Eukaryota, Ciliophora, Heterotrichea, Heterotrichida, Blepharismidae.
AUGAAACGCAGAUUAAAAUAUAGCAAAUCUAUAGUUUUCAUAGGUAAACAAAAAUCAGCUCUCUUAAAUUAUAUUUUGGCUAAAUUUAAUAAUCAAGAAGAAAAAUAUAUUGGAUCUUCUCUAUUUCUACUUAAAACUAUUUUUUUUUGAUUUCUUAUCAUUGUUUAUACUAAUUAUCAACUUUUCCAAUUGAUUCAAUAUUUCUUUAGCAAAUCUUAUGUCUUUUAUUAUUAUCUUUUAAAUUUUUGGUUUUUUAUAAAUUCAUUGCAAUUAAAGCGCAUCAAAUGUGAAGAUAUUGAUUGAGUUUUAUAA